Myotis davidii is the source of this 2568-nucleotide messenger RNA. RefSeq names its product nuclear GTPase, germinal center associated (gene NUGGC). Lineage: Eukaryota; Metazoa; Chordata; Mammalia; Chiroptera; Vespertilionidae. Bases 1 to 2385 code for a protein of 794 amino acids. The transcript is spliced from 18 exons. Gene Ontology annotation, molecular function: GTPase activity. The record is from RefSeq and is a predicted model, not a curated record.
AUGGCAGACAUGGCAGAUUUUGUGGGUCAGGAGCCACAUCCAGUUGAUGGUGACCUGUUUAAGGAACCGAUGAAAAAAAGAAGGCGAUCCGAUAGAGACCAGCGAUUCCGAGCAUUCCCCUCCGUGGAACAAAGCGCUCUUAAGGAAUAUGAGAAGCUGGAGUCACGGACCAGAAGGGUGUUGAGCAACACUUACCAGAAACUGAUUCAGUGCGUCUUCCUGGACGACAGCAUUCCGAAUGGACUCAAGUAUCUCAUAAACAGGCUUCUUGCUUUGAUUGAAAAACCAUCAUUGGACCCAAUCUACAUUGGAUUAUUUGGAAGCACUGGGUCUGGGAAGAGCUCCCUGAUCAAUGCCAUCAUCCAGCAAGCAAUGUUUCUACCAGUGUCUGGAGAAAGUAUAUGUACGUCAUGUAUUGUACAAGUGAGCUCAGGCUGCUGUGAGCAGUAUGAGGCCAAAAUCCACCUUCUCUCUGACCAGGAGUGGAAGGAGGAGCUGAAGAAUUUGACUAAACUCCUGCACAGGACAGAGGAGCUGGGCCGAGAAGAGGAGGAUGUGUGGGACGGGGAUGAUGCAGUGGAGGAAGCUGUCUGGAAGCUACAAAUGCUUUAUGGAAAUGGGGCGGAAAGGAAGACCUAUGAGGAAUUACUAAGAGCAAAGCCCAAAGGAAAGAUUCCCACCUCUAGAGUCAUCACCCUCAAGGCAGAAGAGGCAGGAGAGCUGUCUGUCAAGCUGGACCCCUACAUCAGGACUAAGAGGAGAGACUGGGAUGGAGACCCAGCGGAGACACACAUCUGGCCCUUGAUCAAACAUGUGGAAGUGACUCUUCCCAAAUCAGAGCUGAUUCCAGAAGGGGUUGUGCUGGUGGACAUUCCAGGCACCGGUGACUUCAACAGCAAGAGGGAUGAGAUGUGGAAAAAGACCAUUGAUAAAUGCUCAGUGAUCUGGGUGAUCACUGACAUUGAGAGGGUGUCUGGAGGGAGAGCCCACGAAGACCUUCUGAAUGAGAGCAUCAAAGCCUGCCAGCGGGGUUUCUGCAGGGACAUUGCCCUGGUGGUCACCAAGACCGACAAACUCCACCUGCCGGAAUACCUAAGGGAAAGGAAAGUGGGAAAUCAAGCUAUUCAAAGUCAGCGAGAAGCUGUUUUAGAAAGAAAUGAAAUGAUAAAACUACAAAGGAAUAGAAUUCUCAAGGAAAAACUAAAGAGAAAAUUGCCGGCUGACUCCAAGGUUCUGGAAGCUUCCAAUCUGGUGUACACAGUCAGCGCCCAGGAGUACUGGUGGCAGGCUCUCCUCACUGAAGAGGAAACUGAAAUCCCCAAGUUAAGAGAAUAUAUCAGGAGAAGGCUCUUGGAGAAGAAGAGGAGGAUGGUGACCAAGUACGUUACGGAAGCCUUUGGCCUGCUGCUCCUCACAGACAGUUUCAACUGCACGGAAAACCUGCCGAACGAACACUUGCACCUGAGUGGCCUGCGGAGAUUUGUGGAAGAGAAAAUACAGCUGCUGGAGAAGGCCAUCGACCAGUGCUUUGCCCACAUCGCCCGGCCUCUGCAAGAAGGGGUCAGAAAUGCCAGGACUUCCUACCGACGGAUCCUCGGGGCCUGUCUGGUGAGGAGCAGAGGCAAUCAAGGUUUUCACCAAACUCUGAAGGCUGUUUGCCUGAAGAACGGCAUCUAUGCCUCCAGGACUCUGGCAAGAAUAGAUCUGAAUGAAGCCAUCACUCAGCCCAUCUAUGACCAGAUUGAUCCUGUUUUUGGAGGCAUUUUUAGGACUGGAACGCCCACCGGUUCAGCUUUGAUGCCUCACAUAGAUGCUUUUAAGCACUCUCUCCAGGAGAAAAUGACGGAAAUUGGGAUAAGAAAUGGCUGGAAACAUGAUAGCUACAAAAGAAGUUUCCUGAUCCAGGAGAUAAGCGCCAUCCUGGGGGGCCUGGAGGGCCACAUCCUCCGGAAGAAGAGGAGGAUCUAUGAGUCGCUCACCAGCUCUGUUCAGAACGACCUGAAGCCCUGCUACGAAGAGGCAGCCCAGAUCACUGGCAAAAAAGCGUGUGAGAGGAUGAAAGAUGUCAUCAGAAGAGGGGUGGACCAGCAGGUGGCUGAGGGCAUGUUUGAAAGGGCUCAAGAAAGGAUGCAGCACCAGUUUCAGCAGCUGAAGCAUGGAAUCACGGAGAAGGUGAAGGGCAGUAUCGCCACCAUGCUGACCCUUGCUUCAUCCCAGGGGGAUGGUCUCUACAAGGAGCUUGCAGACGUCAAAAGCGAGUACAAGGAGAUGGAAAAGCUGCACAGGAGCCUGCGGGAGGUUGCCGAGAACGCAGUGCUGCGGAGAGGCAUGCAAGACUUCCUCCUGAGGAUGUCCCCCAGCAAAGCUGGCCCCCCCAGAACAUAAAUUUAAUUCUUGGCACCAAGUGGAUGAGAGACAGCCCUGGAGCCAAAUAAUGAGAAUUACUUCUGUUUUGUAAAAUCUAAUAAAAACCAUCUCCCAACUGUUUGGGCUUUAAAUACACUAUAAAACUCAACGGAUUGUUCCUGGUGGCAGAAGUGGAUGACUGAGCAACCUCAUUUCGUUUUG